AUGCCGGGUGCCAAGCCUCGUUGCCUCCUCAUCGGUGGCCAGUUUACGGGCAAUUUUUGUGCAAGGGAGCUGAAGAAACAGUUCUACGUCACGGUGAUUGAUGCCAAGGAGUAUUUCGAGUACACCCCGGGGGUUCUCCGGGCCUUUGUGAGGCCAGCUCACUUGGAUUCUUUGACCUUUACCUUGCAGCCUGUGUACGAGCGCAAGAUGGGUGUGAAGUUCAUCUGGGGAGAAGUGAAGGAGCUGAACGGCGAUCGCAAGACGGCCAUCGUCAAGACCAUGUUCUCCAACAAUAUGGAUGAGAUCGGGUUUGACUACUGCAUUAUCUGCUCAGGCUGCAAUUUUGGGCCUUUCAAGCCCAUGGGCGAGAGCCUUUGGUUCCCGACAGUCCAUGAGGAAGGGCGGGCCGUCAGCGACUGGAAGCACAUCGACGAGCGCUUCCUCGAGGGCCGCCGCCGUCACGUUCUGGAGGAGUACCACAAGCUCCAGGACCUGAACAAGAAGAAGGCCACAGUGCUCAUCGUCGGUGCCGGGUUCAUUGGCGUGGAGUGGGCCACGGAGAUCGAGCAUUUCUUCCCAGAUGUCAAGCUGACCAUCAUUGACUUCUUGCCGCGCUGCUUGGGACCUUUGCCAGACAGUGCUGCCAACUACUGCUCCGAGUACAUGAACGCCUGCGGCAUCAAGGAGUUCUACAGCUGCGGCUAUGACCCCAAGAACCAAGACUUCUGGAAGAAGAUCGAGCUGCCCAACGGAGCUGACGAGACCUACGUUUGCAUCGGUGUCAAGGCCUCAAACUACUUCAUGCCCAAGAACACCUUGUCCGACAAGGGCCCUGGUGGAGGUGGAUGGAUCCACUUCAACAAGCACCUGCAGGUCACGGUGAAGCCUUCCGAGGGUGGCGGUGUUUGGGCUGAUGGCUCCAUCUUCGCAGUUGGUGACUGCAACUACGGAUGCAUUGGGGAGCCCGGAAAGUGGGAGAUGCCACCCGUCCCGAAGAUCUCCUAUCCCGGUGAGGAGCAGGCCUACCAUGCGUGCCUGAACGUCAUGCGGCUGGCCAACAACAACAAGAACCUCGUGAAGACCUGGUGGCCCUGGGGUGCCGGCAUGUUCGCUACGAGCUUGGGUCCUCAUGAUGCUUGCUUUGUCGCUGGAGCCAACGAGAACAAAGGCUCCGGCUACAUGGUGAACUGGUGGAUCCCUGCAGCCCUUCAGAAGGAGAUCAUCGAAACUACGAAGAUCGACGAGUGCCGACGCCGGUUCCAUCUGCCGGCACCACGUCUCUGGCCCAGGACUGGCUUUGAAUCAUGGGGUCUUGGUGGAAUUAUGAGUGUGCCGUAUCCGUGCUUUGCACCUGCAGAUGUAUUUCCCGGAAUUGUCGCCGAACUUCGAAGCUCUUCUCGCAGGAGGCGGCAACCGUGGGCCCACCUCGACCUGCGCGCGGGACUCGCGAGCGGAGCUGUGACCGGAAUGCUCGAUCUCCACUGGCGCAGAGCCUUCAAGAGACUUCCGAAUGACGGCGAUUGCAAAGAGCUCACACUUGCCCGUGAGUGGAACGCAACGUAUCAGAGAGUGUACAGCAGCACCUCCUCUAAAGCAGCUAGAGUAUUGACCGACAGUCAUGAUCAGGUCAUGAUCCUUGCCCGCAGGUUGGAUUCCAUUUCGGAGCGACCCACCAUCAGUCCGCCGGCCGCAGCCGGCCCAGAUCCAGUUGAGGAAUUGUGGGUCUUUUAA
Molecule: messenger RNA, 1731 nt
Organism: Symbiodinium sp. CCMP2592
Lineage: Eukaryota; Dinophyceae; Suessiales; Symbiodiniaceae
Source: the annotation of a GenBank genome assembly